GGACGUCAUGUACAUAGUGGCAGCUGCAUCACACAGGUCAUCAGCAUCACUCGAGUAAUCAACCUUGGUACAAUCAGUGUCCUCAUAUGGGCGGCGGCCAUUUUCCUGUAGUCUCUAAUACGUAAUAGGUUGUUAGAGCCUAAAGGAGUGACGCAGAAGAGGGGGCGGAGUUAGGGAGUCCUCAGCCGCCUCUUUGGAGAUCUUCAUUACAACAGAUAAUUACGUGGUGCGGAUCCAGAGAACUUGAGGCUGGACAUGGACCGGAGUCCCACAAAUGAGAGGAUAUUACAUCUCACCCUGGAGAUUGUCCACCUGCUGACUGGGGAGGAUUACACAGUAGUGAAGAAGACAUUCCUUGACCAUCUGACAACCAUCAGCUGUGCCUCCAUCACAGUGCCUCCACCUCAGUCACAGAUACAUGAGAGGCAUGAUGACCAGAAGAUCCUGGAACUCACCAACAAGAUCAUUCAGCUGCCAUCUGGAGAGAUAAUUACGUGGUGCGGAUCCAGAGAACUUGAGGCUGGACAUGGACCGGAGUCCCACAAAUGAGAGGAUAUUACAUCUCACCCUGGAGAUUGUCCACCUGCUGACUGGGGAGGAUUACACAGUAGUGAAGAAGACAUUCCUUGACCAUCUGACAACCAUCAGCUGUGCCUCCAUCACAGUGCCUCCACCUCAGUCACAGAUACAUGAGAGGCAUGAUGACCAGAAGAUCCUGGAACUCACCAACAAGAUCAUUCAGCUGCCAUCUGGAGAGGAGUGGGAGUAUAUAGAGGAACACAGGGGUCUGUACAAGGACGUGAUGAUGGAGAAUCACCGGACCCUCACAUCACUGGAUGGUCCCAGUAACAGAGAUACCCCAGAGAGAUGUCCACGUCCUCUGUAUUCCCAGGACUGUACAGAGGAGAAUCACAGGAACCCACAGGAGGAUCAGGAUGAAUUUCUGACUGAUAAUAAUGCAGAAUAUAUAGAGGGAGAAGAAGAGACGUAUUUUACUGAUAAUAUGGCCAAACAUACAGAAGAAGAAGAAGAUACGUAUGUGAGGGGUGAUCAGCAGUGUAAGGAGGAGGAAAUACCUACAGCCAUCAGCACAGCAGAUGGACAGAGAGGCAGGAAUACCUCGGAGGGACAUCUAACUUUGUUUCCAGAUUUUAAAUUAGAAAAGAACAUGACACGAGAUUCUGCAGGGGAGAACCCCAUUACCCCAAUUGUACAUCCAGUGCCUCACAGUGCAGAUAUAUCAUUUGAUCCCUCUAACCAUGAGGAGUUUAACAUUAAUUCAGAUGUUUCUACACAUAGUUCAGCUCCUACAGAUGCUACAGUCAUUCCCUCUUCUGAAUUUGUUAAAAGCGUUAAUAAUCAGUCAGUCUGUAUUAGACAGAAGAAGCACACAUAUAAGAAACAAUACCCAUGCUCUGAGUGUGGGAAAUGUUUUACAAAGAAAUCGUCUCUUAUUACACAUCACAGAGUUCACACAGGUGUGAAGCCAUUUUCAUGUUCUGAGUGUGGGAAAUUUUUUACACAGAAGUCAAAUCUUGUUACACAUCAGAGAUGUCACACAGGUGAGAAGCCGUUUUCAUGUUCUGAGUGUGGGAAAUGUUUUACACAGAUAUCUAAGGUUAUUACACAUCAGAGAAGUCACACAGGUGAGAAACCAUUUCCAUGUUCUGAGUGUGGGAAAUGUCUUGCACAUAAAUCAAGUCUUCUUGCACAUCUGAGAAUUCACACAGGUGAGAAGCCGUUUUCAUGCCCUAAAUGCGGGAAAUGUUUUACAGCAAAAUCAGAACUUGCUAAGCAUCAGAGAAGUCACAAAGGUGAGUAGCCAUUUCCAUGGCUAAAUGCGGAAAUUUUUUGCAACAAAAUCAGAACUUGUUAAGCAUCAGAGAAGUCACACAGGUGAGAAGCCAUUUCCAUGCUCUGAGUGUGGGAAAUGUUUUACACAGAAAUCAGUUCUUGUUAUACAUCAAAAAAAGUCACAGAGUUGAAAGCCAUUUUCAUGUUCCAAGUGUGGCAAAUGUUAUGUACACAAACCAGCUCUUGUUGCACAUCAGAAAAUUCACACAAGAUGAAAAUCGUAUCGGUGAUCUGACGUACAUGAAAGAGGGUUGCAGCAAUCUACCUAUUGUCAUUGAUAGUGUUGGAGAUAAGCCUCCUUCUCCUUUCAAGUCCCUUCAAUUGUCUGUUCGUUACCUUUUGUUUACUAAUCCAUUGGGAAUCCCAGGAAGCAGACAACACACGCAGUUAUGUCCACAAAAGGAGACCAAAGCUCGUUUAAUCAGCAGGACGUUAUACAGCAAAAGGGUACUUGCAUGAACACUUGAUACACGUCACAUUUUAAAACAAUAAUGCAUCUCUUCUCAUAACUCCUCUCUAGCUGACGCCCUCCUUUGUGUCCUUCACAAGAAGUCUAAACACACAGAAGCUGUCUGAUAACAUAUUUUCAAGACUAUAGCUACGACCUUGCUUCCCACAGAACGUACUAACUGUGAAAUGUCAGCAUUAUUAUGAUUCAUUAGCAAAACAUACUACUUAUUCACUACAUCAUGGCUGCUAUUUAACAAAAUGGCUGAUAGCUGCUUAAGCUCAAUGUAUCUCUCUCAGUCCCUCCUUUUCAUAAUAAAAUGACAUUACAGCUGAUAACAAUAUGACAUUACAGUUGAGCUACAAGGCAUCACACAAACUCUACCUACAAGAGUCUAGGCAAACAGUCUAGCUAUAAUGGUGCUAAAGGCUAUGUUCCCGUAGGAUCGUGCUUGUCACUCUAUCCUACGGAAGGUAAAGAACCGUUCGCAUCAUAUCCAUUAAAGUAGACUGUUCACGGCUCCUUCUUGCCAAGCUCUUCUGUAGUUUCUUAAACUUGGAGGUUUCACAUCUUUGAGUUUACAGACUUCUUUCUUUUUUUGUUUAUAUUUUUUUUUUAAUUGAAGCAUGAAUAAAUAUACAUUUCUCUGACGUCCUAGUGGAUGCUGGGAACUCCGAAAGGA
Pseudophryne corroboree (corroboree frog) is the source of this 2984-nucleotide messenger RNA. Its product is annotated as oocyte zinc finger protein XlCOF7.1-like. Bases 527 to 1822 code for a protein of 431 amino acids. The transcript is spliced from 9 exons. The record is from RefSeq and is a predicted model, not a curated record. NCBI's taxonomy places the organism in Eukaryota, Metazoa, Chordata, Amphibia, Anura, Myobatrachidae. Gene Ontology annotation, biological process: regulation of DNA-templated transcription.